Molecule: messenger RNA, 4271 nt
Organism: Ornithodoros turicata
Lineage: Eukaryota; Metazoa; Arthropoda; Arachnida; Ixodida; Argasidae
Gene: LManII
Product: lysosomal alpha-mannosidase-like
Exons: 25
Coding region: 227-3256 (1009 amino acids)
Biological process (GO): mannose metabolic process
Cellular component (GO): lysosome
Molecular function (GO): alpha-mannosidase activity; carbohydrate binding
Source: RefSeq, a predicted model, not a curated record
UGUUGUGUCGUCUGUCUGUCACCACUUGCGACUUAUGCGUUAUCUCCCAAACUGUGAAUGCGUCAUGCCAUCCCUGUGAUGAAAUUUCGCCUAUCGGAUUUCCUGUGCGGUCGCCAAUCGAGCUUUCUGCCCUGCGAGUGUUUGCUGAGACCGCCUCUCCGUCAGUCGCCGUAAGUUCGUGUGCCGUUCAAGAGCUGAGCAGUAACGAACUUUGCACGGCGUUGCUAUGUGCAGCCCACGAGCACUGCUGUUGUUCUGCGUUCUGUUGAAGUCAGCUUGGGGCGCCCCAACUGUUUCUGCAAGUAAAUGCGGGUAUGGGAGCUGUCCGGCCACGAAACCGGGAAUGCUCAAUGUGCACAUUUUGGCUCACACGCACAUGGAUCUUGGCUGGUUGAAGACUGUCGACCAAUACUACUUCGGCAGCAAGAAUUACAUCGCUAAUGCCGGCGUACAGUACAUAUUCGACUCUGUUCUCGUCCCACUCGAAGACGAUCCUAGCAAACGUUUUAUUUUCGUCGAGACUGGUUUCUUCGACAAGUGGUGGACACAUCGGAACGAGACAACCCGAUCGCGCUUCAACAAGCUCGUCCAGUCAGGUCAGAUGGAGUUCAUCAGUGGUGGUUGGGUGAUGAGUGACGAAGCCUGCUCCCAUUAUUCAAACACCAUUGACCAGAUGACUUACGGCUUGCGAAGGCUUAAGGACGUUUUCGGAGACUGCGGUAUUCCCAGGAUAGGGUGGCAGAUAGAUCCCUUCGGACAUUCCAGGGAAUACGCUUCACUACUGGCGCAGAUGGAUAUGGAUGGCUACUUCUUUGGACGUCUCGACUACCAGGACAAGGACCAUCGUGAAACAAACAAAGAAAUGGAGUUUAUUUGGCAAGCAAGUGCAAACCUCGGAAAAGCCGCGGAGAUUCUUACAGGGAUACUUCCGAACACGUACAGUCCGCCCCCUGGAUUCUGCUUCGACAUUUUCUGCGACGACGAACCCAUUAUCGACGACCCACAUACUGCAGAGUACAACGUAGACGCCAGAGUCGCGCAGUUUCUUGACUAUGCCAAGAAUGAAUCUGCCUUCUACAAGACAAAUAACAUCCCCGUCACCAUGGGCAACGACUUCAAUUACCAAAGCGCUCCUCAUUGGUUUGACAAUCUGGACAAGCUGAUUCGUUAUGUAAACGCAAAGCAAGCUUCCGGAAGCAAGGUGAACCUUCUUUAUUCUACCCCAUCGUGCUACUUGAAAGCGCUGCGCGAGUCUGGAGCAACGUGGCCCACGAAGUCCGACGAUUUCUUUCCCUACGCGAGCGACCCGCAUGCCUAUUGGUCGGGCUAUUUCACCAGUCGGCCGGCCUUCAAGUUUUUCGACCGUUAUGGAAACAACAUAUUUCAGGCAGUGAAACAACUGGCAGUUCUGGCUCACCUAGACGCUGCUGAGCUGAAUAAAAUGGGCCUACUGAGGGAGUCCCUUUCAGUUGCUCAACAUCACGAUGCUGUCAGUGGCACAGCGAAGCAAGCCGUCAACGAUGACUACGUGAAACAUCUCUAUAGGGGUCUGGUCGACAUUAAGGAAACGGUUUACACCGCGCUUCAAAACCUCACAGGACAGGGCAAGGAAACAGUGGCGCCCCGUUUCACAUUCUGCCACACGCUGAACAUCAGCGCAUGUACAGUAACAGAAACUGGAGAUACGGUUGCAGUAAUCGUGUACAACCCACAAGCCAAGCCAGUAGAUGCGUAUGUAACCAUUCCAACGGUCACUUCACUGCCGACUGUCCACGACGCAAAGGGUAAUAUAGUCGACUCACAGGCGCUGACCAUUCCCAAAGGUGUGAAGAAUAUUCCAGAAAGAGCAUCGUCCGCGAACUACGAAAUCACUUUCAAGGCUUCCUUGCCACCUCUCGGGUUCCAGACCUACUUUGUUGAAAUGAACGAGAGUGUGAAGGCAGACCAUGGCAGUUCAAGCAGGCACGAGACUACACUACGGAGGUUGAACAGUGCCGGCGAUGAUGUUGUACUCAAGGGAAAGAAAGUAGCGGCCAUUAUUGACGGUACAACUGGACUUCUGAAGCAGCUACAGUACGGUUCCGUUAGCGUGAACGUAAAACAGUCGUUCUACUACUACAAAGGAAUGGCUGGUGACAACGAGAACUUCGAUCGACGAGCGUCUGGGGCAUACAUUUUCAGACCAAACGGAACAGAGCCGAUUCCAGUUGGUCAGAAAGUAGAGCUGGAUGUGUCAGAGGCAUCUGGAAGCCUCGUGAAGGAAGUCCGACAGACCUUUUCUGAUUGGCUAACUCAAGUCAUUCGCGUGUACGAAGACGAAGAUUUCGUCGAAUUCGAUUGGGUCGUUGGAUCUAUUCCCAUCGGAGAUGGCAUCGGGAAGGAAGUCAUCACGCGAUUCGAUACGGAUCUCAGCACCGACGGUGUCUUCUACACGGACUCCAACGGAAGGGAAAUACUCAAAAGAAAGAAAGACAGUCGUCCCACUUGGCAAGUUAAACUGCACGAACCCGUAGCGGGAAAUUACUAUCCCGUCAACAGUAGAAUUUUCCUCAAGGACGAAGAAAAGAAAGUACAGUUCACAGUUCUGACGGAUCGUUCUCACGGUGGCAGCAGCCUUCGAAACGGAUCGGUCGAACUCAUGGUCCACAGACGGUUGCUGUACGAUGAUGCUUUCGGCGUUGGCGAGGCUUUGAACGAGACGUACUACAAUGGCAAAGGAAUUGUAGUACGGGGUAGACACCGUGUCCUUCUCAGCACCAUCGACGAAGCUGCACAACUGCACCGGCAACUCGCACAAAAACUGUACAUGGCGCCCGUUCCAGCCUUUGCUCGGAUCGAGUCAGUGAAGUCCUACUUGUCCAAGUACAAGGCUUCGUUCUCUGGAACGUCAUCUCCUUUGCCUCCCAAUGUCCACCUUUUGUCGUUCGAGCAAUGGAAGGAAGGGCUGGUUCUCUUGCGUCUGGAACACUUCUACGAGAAAGGAGACAACGCUGGUAGCCUGUCCGCCCCCGCCACGGUCUCGCUGCAGUCGCUCUUUACGGAAACUAUUAUGGACGUUUAUGAAAUGAACCUGGCCGUUACGAAGCCGCAGAAGAACAAAGGUAUCGCGCUGUUUAGGAAUGAAAUAAUAUUGGACGGAGGAAACGCAUUGGAUGACCUUGUUCCGGUGAAAGUGAAGUCGGGCUGGAGCAUCGUUCUUACACCGAUGCAGAUCCGUACGUUCAUAGUUGAAUUGCCUUCAUACAGGGGCUCCUAAGUGUGGUAUUGAAGUGACGAUUUAGAGCUAUGUCUAAAGCUGCAAUGUGUAUGAUACAGUUUUCUGUACGUGUGUUUCGAAAUGAACAAAUGAACCUAACGAAUGUGUGUCGCUGAGAGAUUUUGUAAAUUUACGUUCCACGCACUUCGGUACCGUCCUCUCUGAAUAUGUCAUUAACUGUACAAAGCUGUUGGAAGCUGUUAUCACCGGUGGUGGAAGCACGACACCUUUAAAGGCACUGCGCCUGGGAGCCAAUUCUACCGGCACCGUCCUAGCGUGAGGCCACACACAUUUGCCCGCAGGGCCAUUCCAUCAGAGUGGUUCGAUCGGCGACAUCCAUCGUUCUUUUAUGCAGGAGAAAAUUACGUUUUACACGUGUCCUUUUCUUUAUUCAAGAAAUAUGCGUAAAAUAUGUCAAAUUAAUGUUUAAUUAACUCAUACGCUUAUACAUGCAGGAGAAACAGUUUUUCGCGCGUUGCUAUAAAACAUCCAAAACUACUGCCGUACAUGGCGUGUUUAUCAAGAGAAUAUACAAAUAUUCAUUUGUAAACAAUAAAGUGCUUCCAGCACGCGAGUUAUUAUAAUGUUUAUUGAAAAUCAUGACAGGCUAAAAUCACAUAACACAAUAUAAGACGCUAUGUACAUACGUGAGUAUUGAACUGAAAUAAAGAAUGUGCACUGUAAGGUCAACAACUACAAUCACGGCUUCCCUUUGGAGUAUGACUUAGAUGGCGGGAGACAUCAUGCCCAACUGAAAUUCGAUCCAAAACACUGACACAAGAGUACAUCGUGAUAUUAUGCACUGGUUGGACGAAAAAAAAAAACAUACGAAACAUGAGCAACUUGUUGCUAUGACACAAAGACAGUCUGGGUUAAGAAACGCGAGGCCAACGGAGCAAGGGAGUGUAUCUGUCAGUCCAUUGCACAUCCCUCCUUCUUCGCGGUGAUUUUUGUUUUUCAAUGUCAACAAGAGAAACCGAAAGCGAAAGAAUAAUAAAGUGUUUUCAAAGUUCUC